Candidula unifasciata is the source of this 354-nucleotide messenger RNA. Lineage: Eukaryota; Metazoa; Mollusca; Gastropoda; Stylommatophora; Geomitridae. The record is from the annotation of a GenBank genome assembly.
AUGCCCCGCAAGAGUGUGGAUCAGGAGAAGUAUUCCACAAAAUAUAAGAAACUGUCACACACUGUAGCGGGAGAUGGAUUUGUUGAUAUUCAGUUUGAAAAACCUCCACAAAAGAUACCUUACAAGGCCAUACUUCUGGCUACAACCUUGUUUGUUAUUGGCAGCAUUCUGAUCAUUAUUGGAGCUCUUUUGUUUACUGGUUAUAUUUCAGUACAAUAUUCUGACCGCACUUGGCCAAUGCUGUUGCUGGGAGCUUUAAUGUUCAUCCCCGGUGCCUAUCACACCCGAAUUGCAUACUACGCCUACAAAGGCUAUGAGGGAUUCUCUUUCGAAGACAUACCAGAGUUUGACUGA